AGAACGCGGCCGGGGGAGCCCGCGCCCUCAGUAGGAAAAGAAGGCCGCAGCGCGAGCGGAGGCGGCGCCGAGAGGCUUACACUGCAUGUUUUAAACUGCUGCUAGUACAUGCAAGUCAUACAGACCUUCGUGCUCUCUUAAGAGUGUAUUUGACCUCAGGAUGUUGAGGACUUAGAACCCUAUUUGCAGAGCUCCUUCAUCUCUUCUGGUUUAUGUUUGGAGGUCAUCAUCACAUCAUCAGGGACAGGUCCCUUCCCUGUUUGGGUUCUUGUCCUGGCUUCUUUCAAUGAUGAACAGCACAUGGACGUGUAAACAAACCCUUUCUUGCCCUACUUGCCUUUUGGUGAAUGGUGUUUCAUCAGAUCAGUAGAAACCCUAAGACAGCAGCUUAAUUUUUCAGUCUGAAGGAUUGGACAGGCCAAUGAGUAUUCUCAUCAUUGAGGCAUUUUACGGAGGCUCCCAUCAACAGCUGGUAGACCUGCUCCAGGAAGAAUUAGACAGUUGUGUCCUCUACACCCUUCCUGCAAAGAAAUGGCAUUGGAGAGCACGGACAGCAGCUUUAUCCUUCUCACAGAGUAUUCCCAGCAGCGAGCACUACAGGACCCUUUUUGCAAGCUCAGUACUUAACCUGGCUGAACUAGCUGCCCUUCGGCCUGAUCUGGGAAAACUGAAAAAGAUCUUGUACUUCCAUGAAAACCAGUUGGUAUAUCCUGUCAAGAAAUAUCAGGAGAGAGAUUUUCAGUAUGGAUACAAUCAAAUUCUCUCAUGUUUGGUGGCAGAUGUGGUGGUAUUCAAUUCCAUUUUUAACAUGGAAUCGUUUCUUACUUCCAUUGGAAAAUUCCUGAAGCUGAUUCCUGAUCACAGACCUAAGAAUCUGGAAAGCAUAAUCAGACCCAAGUGUCAAGUUAUUUAUUUUCCCAUCAGGUUUCCUGAUGUGAGCAGAUUCAUGCCCGAGCACAAAAUAGCCCACUUAAGGAGGAUGCUCAGCCUUAAUGGAAAUGGUGUUGCAGCUCUGCCCGUGAUGCCUCCUUUCCAGCCAGAGCAGAGGGAUUCUAAGAAGUUACUGGAGAAUUGUAAAUCAAAGUCUGAGGAACACCCUGACCUUGAUGCCGGACAGGAGACCCUGGACAAUCCAUUUAUCCAGAAGUCAAGCUUGGAGAAAUUCGGUUUGUCAGAAGAUAAUUCUGGCUCUCUUCCUGUGAGGAACAGUCUAGCUCUUGAUCCCAGCAACCUUUUGUGUGGAGCUCAUGAUCAACAGAGACCGUUGCAUAUCACAUGGCCUCACAGGUGGGAGCACGACAAAGAUCCAGAGAGUUUUUUUAAGGUAUUAAUGCAUCUAAAGAACUUAGGACUCAACUUCCAUGUCUCUGUCCUUGGAGAAACUUUUACGGAUAUCCCAGAUAUAUUUUCAGAAGCCAAAAAGGCCCUGGGAUCUUCAGUCUUACACUGGGGCUACUUACCCUGUAAAGAAGACUAUUUCCGUGUACUGUGCAUGGCUGAUGUUGUCAUCUCAACAGCUAAACAUGAGUUCUUUGGAGUAGCAAUGUUGGAAGCUGUGUACUGUGGCUGCUACCCACUUUGUCCCAAAGACUUGGUUUAUCCUGAAAUAUUUCCAGCUGAGUAUCUGUAUUCCACACCUGAACAGCUUUCAAAGAGGCUCCAGAGUUUCUGCAAGAGACCAGAUAUUAUAAGAAAACAUCUUUAUAAGGGUGAAGUGGCUCCAUUUUCUUGGGCAGCCCUACAUGGCAAAUUCAGGUCUCUGCUCACAACAGAACCCAGGGAAGAUUUGUGACAGAUGGGGCUAAGUCACAAACUUGCAGCCUAAGGCAGAAUCUGAAGAACUUUCCAGAGUGUGCCCAUAUUUACCUGAUCAGAGAGAAAAGAAAAUCUGCAGAGGAAGCCGAGCCUGGCUGCUUGUCAUAGCUGACACAGAGCCAUCUGCCACAAACCUGUGGCGGCUUCAGAUCUCCAAUCCCUGCCACCACCCCAACUCAAAUUAAAUACAGAUUCCUAGAGACGUUAUGAUGGUUACACAUGUCCUCGGCAUCACAUGUAGGAGACUGUUCAAAAAAAAAUAUGUGGCCUGUUGUAUAACCGCACUCAUGUGUCCCAUAUGUGGUGCCGCAUUGAAUUUCCGGUUGAAUCUGUUUUUAUCCUUUGUACUGGAUGACAUGGUGCCUGAAUUCUUUCUUUCUGCCGACACGAUGGCAGCCAAACUGCAGCUUCAAACACUCACACUUGGCUGAGUUUCUACCUGGGUUGCCAGGUUAUCAUCGGAGCCUUCUUGUGUCCUCAAAGGGCCACAGGGCCUAGAAGGAGGAUCAGAAUGCUCCUGAACUAAUUGGGCAGCCAUCUCAAAGCUGCUGUAGGCAAAGGGCUGCUUUAGCACUUUUCUUUUAGCAAAUUAAUGACUCUCUGGCACAGGGAUUUUUAAGUGAAGGUAUUAAUAAGGGGUCUGGCAGGUAUUCCCAUGAUUCCCAGAGUUUCAUUUGCAUUUAAUUAAUCUUAAAGAAACUUGCAAGAUAAACAGCUGUAAUGUGGACAAACAUGGCAGACACAGUGAGUGAAGGCCUCUCAUCCAUAAAAUGAACACGAGAUACUUGUUCUACAUUUUCUUCUUAUGGGUAAAAAUAGAGAAAUCAAAAUGCUUCUGACAAAGCCAUAAUUUGGUACAAAUAUUCUUCAAAAAUAUUUGCAUCCAACUACAAAUAUAUUCUUUCUGUGAUAAGUCACUUAUGAUUCUUGUAGUCAAGCUGCUCUGUUUGUUGGUGUAAAGAUAUUUUAAAUGUCUGGAUUGUAAAAUAAAUUUUUAAUAAACUACCCGCUGUAAUUUUAA
Messenger RNA from Alexandromys fortis (reed vole), 2836 nucleotides. It is a transcript of the gene Qtman, whose product is annotated as glycosyltransferase like domain containing 1. Gene Ontology annotation, molecular function: glycosyltransferase activity. The transcript has 13 exons. Bases 422 to 1792 code for a protein of 456 amino acids. NCBI's taxonomy places the organism in Eukaryota, Metazoa, Chordata, Mammalia, Rodentia, Cricetidae. The record is from RefSeq and is a predicted model, not a curated record.